Molecule: messenger RNA, 591 nt
Organism: Thelazia callipaeda (thelaziosis nematode)
Lineage: Eukaryota; Metazoa; Nematoda; Chromadorea; Rhabditida; Thelaziidae
Source: the annotation of a GenBank genome assembly
UUGAUUUCCCAGAAGCAAAUUGAAAGUACUGAACCACCGGGAUAUUGGUCAACUUCAUUUCUAUUUGAACAAGUUCCAUGCGCUGCUUUCACCGAUCAAAUAUGUUUGCAACAGAAAAAUGAAAAUGGCGCGGAUAAAAUGAAUAAAUGUUGUGAUAAAGGCGUUUACCUCACUGAUUUAUGCGUACCUGGACGAUGUACAAAUGUCACGGUUGAGCUCUGCUGUAUGCAAAAAUUCCUUCAGUCUAAAUAUCGAUGUUGUAAAAAUAACAGUAAAGCAAUCAACUCUCCCGGUGAUUCAUUCAGCCGUUGCUGUUUCGAGAAAUUUGUUGAGGAUGAAGAUACAUGUUGUCCAUCACAGCGUGCAAAAUUUCAUUGGUUAUCGUCAAACGAAGUGUGCUUACCCAAUGUUCGAGUUGAUCUUAACUCAAAAACUGAUAAUAAUAAAAAAGAAUCGCUUCUACCCAAUAUAAUAACAAUAGAUUUAAGUAUAGAUAAGUCGUGGGAUUAUACCUGUGAACAAGGUAGUAAUGUCUUGCAGUUUCCUUAUUUACCCAACAAUGAAAAAUUAAAUGAGAAGACAGAAAAAUGA